Messenger RNA from Leptosomus discolor (cuckoo roller), 2391 nucleotides. NCBI's taxonomy places the organism in Eukaryota, Metazoa, Chordata, Aves, Leptosomiformes, Leptosomidae. The record is from RefSeq and is a predicted model, not a curated record.
AUGCUGGGGCACAAGGAUCUGUGUGCGGUCGUGCCCCCUUUUGGGUGGUCCUCCCUGGGGCAGGAGGCGAAAGUUUACCCUGGCCUUCUGGGGAGUACCCCUGGGUGUAUCAAUCCCCCAUACGACUCGGAAGGAGAUCAGGAUGUCCUGGGCGUGCUCCCCCUGGAGCAAGGGACCAAGGACAGGGUGUCCGUCAUAGUUGCAGCAACCACUGUCAAAAGCUAUGGUCCAAGGUGUGGCUGCAGGGAUGAGAACGGAGGCCUGAUGUACCGGCUGCAUUUUGAAGAAAGAGCCAUAGGACUUGGAGGAGGCGUUGUUGUAGAAGAUCAGCCAGAUGUGAGUGCAGUAUUGUCUGCCUACAAUCAACAGGGGGACCCGACCUUGUACGAGGAAUACUACAGUGGAUUAAAACACUUCAUUGAGUGUUCCCUGGACUGUCAUCGAGCGGAAUUGUCUCAGCUGUUUUAUCCUCUGUUUGUGCACAUGUACUUGGAAUUGGUCUACAAUCAACAUGAGAGUGAAGCAAAAUCUUUUUUUGAGAGAUUUCAUGGGGAUCAGGAGUGCUAUUACCAGGAUGACCUGCGUGUAUUAUCUAGCUUAACCAAAAAAGAACACAUGAAAGGUAACGAGACCAUGCUGGAUUUCCGAACAAGCAAGUUUGUGCUGCGUAUUUCCCGUGACUCUUACCAACUCUUGAAGAGGCAUCUUCAGGAAAAGCAGAACAAUCAGAUCUGGAACAUUGUUCAGGAACAUCUUUACAUUGAUAUCUUUGAUGGAAUGCCUCGCAGUAAACAACAGAUAGAUGCUAUGGUUGGAAGCUUGGCUGGGGAGGCAAAACGAGAGGCUAAUAAAGCAAAGGUUUUCUUCGGCUUAUUGAAAGAACCAGAGUUUGAUGUGCCUUUGGAUGAUGAAGAUGAAGAAGGAGAAAAUGAGGAAGGAAAGCCAAAGAAGAAAAAACCUAAAAAAGAUAGUGUAGGGUCAAAAAGUAAAAAACAAGACCCUAAUGCUCCUCCCCAAAACAGAAUUCCUCUGCCUGAACUGAAAGACUCUGAUAAGCUGGAUAAAGUAAUGAAUAUGAAGGAAGCUGCAAGGCGUGUGCGUCUUGGCCCAGAGUGCCUGCCCUCCAUCUGUUUCUAUACAUUCCUUAAUGCUUACCAGGGUCUGACUGCAGUGGAUAUUACAGACGACUCUAGCAUGAUUGUAGGAGGCUUUGCUGACUCUACUGUCAGAGUGUGGUCUGUGACUCCGAAAAAGCUACGUAGUGUGAAAACAGCAGCAGACCUCAGUCUCAUCGACAAAGAAUCAGAUGAUGUCUUGGAGAGGAUCAUGGAUGAGAAAACAGCAAGUGAGUUGAAGAUUUUGUAUGGUCACAGUGGACCUGUCUAUGGCACCAGCUUCAGUCCUGAUAGGAACUAUCUGUUGUCCUGUUCUGAGGAUGGCACUGUCAGAUUGUGGAGUCUCCAAACAUUCACAUGUUUGGUGGGAUAUAAAGGACACAACUAUCCAGUAUGGGAUACACAGUUCUCUCCUUAUGGUUAUUACUUUGUGUCAGGGGGACACGACAGAGUGGCUCGUCUGUGGGCAACAGAUCACUACCAGCCUUUACGGAUAUUUGCUGGCCAUCUUGCUGAUGUGACAUGUACCCGAUUUCAUCCAAACUCCAACUAUGUUGCCACGGGCUCGGCCGACAGGACAAUACGUCUCUGGGAUGUUUUGAAUGGGAAUUGUGUAAGAAUAUUCACUGGGCAUAAGGGACCAAUUCAUUCAUUGGCAUUUUCUCCUAACGGACGAUUCCUGGCUACUGGAGCAACAGAUGGAAGAGUUCUGCUGUGGGAUAUUGGACAUGGCUUGAUGGUUGGAGAGUUGAAAGGGCACACGGACACUAUCUACGCGCUCAGAUUCAGUAGAGAUGGGGAGAUUUUAGCAUCAGGCUCAAUGGAUAACACAGUUCGUCUGUGGGAUGCUGUGAAGGCAUUUGAGGAUUUAGAAACUGAUGACUUUACUACAGCCACUGGACAUAUAAACUUGCCUGAAAACUCACAGGACUUACUACUAGGUACAUACAUGACCAAGUCAACCCCAGUUGUACACCUCCAUUUUACACGCAGAAACUUGCUGCUGGCUGCGGGAGCCUACAGUUCACAGUAAAUGGGGAAGCUGUAAGACUGACUGUGCCAAGUCAUCGCGGUUGUGACCUCAGGAUGUGAGACGAGGAGGAAUGUCUUGUACAGGUGGAUCCCACUAGUCUGUGGCAGGAAAAAUGAAACUAUGUAAACUAAUGCAAACAGCGUUUUUCAGCUCUGCUAUUUCGUAUUUAUCCAGUUUGAAAAUGCUGGAGGCUGACAAGACAUCGUGGCUGUAAAAGAAGGAAUUGUUCAUGGUGCUUUUGAU